AUAGGACACUUCUGAAGAAUAAGAAGUUACCRGGCAAUAUAGAAGCCAUACACCGAAAGAAAGAAUCUUACAAGCAAAGAAGAAAGCAGAAAGAAAAAAUGCCGGCCARGAACGAAUUUGGAAACAAAACAAAGAAAAAGAAGGGGCGGGCCCCAACUCAUCAAAACAAAUUCGCCUUCAAGCACAAUCCGUGCAGCAAGAAAACAGAGAAAAUAUUGAACAUGGCCAAUAUUCACGUCUGUCAGCGGUGUAGCGACAAGAUCGAAUGGCGGAAAAAGUACCGAAAAUACAAACCGAGGACACAACCAGGAACGUGUAACGAAUGUAGAAAACGAAAUGUCAGGGCGGCAUACCACACAAUCUGUGAGAGGUGCACGACAGAAUCAGCGAAAGCUAAAGAAAUCAUCAAGGAAGCGACCGGAAUUGAAUCGACAGAAGACGAAAAUACCUUAACAACGAAAACGAAACAACAACGACAACAAAGUUGCAGAGUAUGUGCUAUUUGUGUGAAAGAAAUGGCGCUUCCAGACCCCGAGGAGGAAGAGGACAACCGUGAUUAUGUCGACGCAAUGAGUCGGCUAAAACUAAGAGAACGACGAGCUUUGGAACGAAAACUCGCGAAAGAAGAACAAGAGGCAGAGGAUGCGAAGCGAAGGAAAGAUGAAGAAAGUGCCAAUGAUCAUGAAGAUGACGACCAAUCACAGGGUUCACCUUUGAGUCCUUUGGUGGAGGAAGACGCAACAGAUGGCGUCGACUCAAUUCCUGACUAUGGCGACGACGAAGACGACCCAUUCUUGCAGGCAAUCGGGGGCGCUGGCAAUCUUCUUACAGGGAAAGCCUAUCAACAGAAAAUGCUCCAGCAGCAAAAGCAAUAAACUCACUAGAAAAAUGUCAGCCUGSAAGAGUCGAAGUCAGGGGUGAAUGCAAUCCAAUGUUUGCAGUGUUAUCAUAAUUUCAGACGUCAACACUGUUAAAGGCUGGAAGUAACAAUACAUGUCUAUUUCUCUCAAUACACCGAAUCAUCUCUCUGGAAAAAGAUAAAAAAUAACCAUUCCA
This is a messenger RNA of Pseudo-nitzschia multistriata, 1056 nucleotides long. The record is from the annotation of a GenBank genome assembly. NCBI's taxonomy places the organism in Eukaryota, Bacillariophyta, Bacillariophyceae, Bacillariales, Bacillariaceae.